Molecule: messenger RNA, 676 nt
Organism: Trematosphaeria pertusa
Lineage: Eukaryota; Fungi; Ascomycota; Dothideomycetes; Pleosporales; Trematosphaeriaceae
Exons: 1
Coding region: 146-541 (131 amino acids)
Source: RefSeq, a predicted model, not a curated record
AGCGGGCGCACGAGGCCGGCGAGGCACGUCUCAAACGCCCAACGGCAGCGGCGCGCUUGGUCCGAAAAUAACAGGAGGCCACCAGUCACGCAAGGCGGCUCCCUGCCCAGGCCGCCGACUGCGGAAUAGCGCGGCCCGGAAGUGGAUGCGGAGCCUGUGGCGAUCGAACAGGCCCAGCACGCUUCGGGCGACGGCGCUGGCCCGCGCGCAAAAGCCAUCCGUGCCUGCGUGCCUCUUCAAACCACCCCGACCCCCUCGCCUGCUGGAAACCUCUUCUCCCUCUGCACGCGUUUCGUUUCCUCCUCCCUCCCACCGCGUGCCGCCUCCCUCGCGCUGCUGCUCCUCUAAUGACACCCUGAAGACGCCUGUUUUCUUCCAUUCGCUUUUCCCCUCUCCGCGACACUCGUUACCUGCCCGAUACGGCAACGCCGGCAAUUCGUGCGACUCCCUUUUCCGCUGCCGACACCUCAGUUGUAGCCGAUUCAGCUGUUUCUUAAUAUUCACAGUCCGCCCCUCGUUCGGUGCCUCCUCGAUUAUCUAGCGUUGUGCGACACCAAGCUGCUGGCAGGCGUGCUCUGUAUCACUUGACCACACUCGACCGCCCUGGCACCGCGACAAGCCGGCUUCCUCAUUUGCUCACCUCACCCGACGAGGCCUUUUUUAAUAGAGGGUGCGU